Messenger RNA from Nomascus leucogenys (northern white-cheeked gibbon), 1186 nucleotides. RefSeq names its product zona pellucida binding protein (gene ZPBP). The record is from RefSeq and is a predicted model, not a curated record. Gene Ontology annotation, cellular component: zona pellucida receptor complex; acrosomal vesicle; extracellular region. Gene Ontology annotation, biological process: acrosome assembly; binding of sperm to zona pellucida. Lineage: Eukaryota; Metazoa; Chordata; Mammalia; Primates; Hylobatidae.
UAACGACCUUCCGCGCGGACGGUGGGCAGGCGACGGUGGCGUGUGGAUGGAGGCUUCCGCCCUUGGCCCAGCGCGGCAGGGCAGGCGGCGGACCCGGGUCGCCGGCUCCCUGCUCUCUCGGGCCGCCAUCCUUCUCUUUAUCUCCGCCUUCCUGGUGCGGGUGCCCUCAUCAGUUGGACACUUGGUUCGAUUACCAAGAGCUUUUCGCUUGACCAAAGAUUCAGUGAAAAUAGUGGGAUCAACAAGUUUUCCAGUGAAAGUGUAUGUCAUGCUCCAUCAAAAGAGUCCACACGUGUUAUGUGUAACGCAACAACUGCGAAAUGCUGAACUGAUAGACCCAUCAUUCCAAUGGUAUGGGCCUAAAGGAAAAGUUGUUUCAGAAAACCGCACUGCACAAAUAACAUCCACAGGAAGCCUUGUAUUCCAAAAUUUUGAGGAGAGUAUGAGUGGAAUUUAUACAUGUUUCCUCGAAUAUAAACCUACUGUGGAAGAAACUGUUAAACAUCUUCAACUGAAAUAUGCUAUAUAUGCUUAUCGUGAGCCUCAUUAUUAUUAUCAGUUCACAGCUCGAUAUCAUGCAGCUCCCUGCAAUAGUAUUUAUAAUAUUUCUUUUGAGAAGAAACUUCUUCAGAUUUUAAGCAAACUGCUUCUUGACCUUUCAUGUGAAAUUUCCUUACUUAAGUCUGAAUGCCAUCAUGUUAAAAUGCAAAGAGCUGGUUUGCAAAAUGAAUUGUUCUUUACAUUUUCAGUUUCAUCUCUAGACACUGAAAAAGGACCCAAGCCAUGUACAGACCAUAAUUGUGAACCUUCCAAAAGACUUUUUAAGGCUAAAAAUCUCAUAGAGAGAUUUUUUAAUCAACAAGUAGAAAUUCUUGGCAGACGUGCAGAACAAUUACCUCAAAUAUACUAUAUCGAAGGUACUCUCCAAAUGGUUUGGAUUAAUCGCUGCUUUCCAGGGUAUGGAAUGAAUGUCCAGCAACAUCCAAAAUGUCCUGAGUGCUGUGUGAUCUGCAGCCCUGGAUCAUAUAACCCCCGUGAUGGAAUUCAUUGCCUUCAGUGCAAUAGCAGCCUGGUGUAUGGAGCAAAAACGUGCUUAUAAGCCAUUAUCUUCAGUUAUUCAGUGGUUUAUUAAAUGCAAAGUGUAUAUUUGAAAUAUUAACAUAAUAAAUUAUUAUGCCAAAAUUAA